AUGAAUGGCGUCAGUUUUUCGGAAUUUGAAAGCUCCAGCUUUGACGCCUUGUACAGCAAUGGUUUUGCAAAUGCAAAGCACAUGGACGAGGUAGGGAAAGAGCUGAUGAAGUUGAAGCCAGGUGAGAUUCACAGAUCCGAAAUCGCCGGGCCUCGGCCCGUACCCAAAAUCGCCCAACUUGCGCCGAUGGAGGACAUGCGCGUGUUGCAGCCAGAAAGAGCAGAAGCCAGAUCCCAGGCCAAAAUGCACAAAAGCCAAAAUCUGUCUUCACAUGCCCUGCCGGCUGCUCAUCCGCAGCGGGUGCCACUAAAUGACAUGGGGGUCAUGCCUGGAAGCAGACGUGUGGACCCCUCUGGGCAUGCAUGGCGACCUUCGCAGGAAGCGCAUGAGCGCGCUCAGAAUGCCCCGGCUGCAGCCGCAUUAGAGGCUGCGCGUGUGGCGCCAACAAGUAAACAGGGCGCCUUUGUCGGCUGGAAAUCAAACUGA
This is a messenger RNA of Symbiodinium natans, 486 nucleotides long. Lineage: Eukaryota; Dinophyceae; Suessiales; Symbiodiniaceae. The record is from the annotation of a GenBank genome assembly.